Aspergillus ruber CBS 135680 is the source of this 801-nucleotide messenger RNA. Its product is annotated as putative 5-Methylcytosine G/T mismatch-specific DNA glycosylase. Gene Ontology annotation, molecular function: DNA binding; catalytic activity. The record is from RefSeq and is a predicted model, not a curated record. The transcript has a single exon. Lineage: Eukaryota; Fungi; Ascomycota; Eurotiomycetes; Eurotiales; Aspergillaceae. Gene Ontology annotation, biological process: base-excision repair. The annotation marks the transcript as partial. Gene Ontology annotation, cellular component: nucleus.
CGCUCCAAAAUCCCCAAGAUAUCACGUUAUUUCCCGAACCCUCUUAUUGAGCCUGAAUCAUGUCUUCCGUUUCCGCCAAUUGAUGCUCCAUCGUUUGGCCUGAUCCAGGAGCAGCUCGCCCACAAUCCCUUUCGACUACUCAUUGCUACCAUUUUUCUGAACCGAACCAGAGGCGGAGUUGCUAUCCCAGUUCUUUUUCAAGUUUUCAAUCGUUACCCUACAGUGGAAGCUAUGGCCGCAGCAGAGCUAUCUGGACUAGUUUCAAUAAUGUAUAGCCUGGGGUUUCAAAACCAACGUGCAAAGAAAUGUAUCAGUCUAGCGCAGACAUGGCUUGCAAAUCCCCCCAUUAAAGGAAGACGAUAUCGCGAACUCCACUACCCCCGCAAAAUGGACGGAAGAGACAUUAGCCAGGACGAAUAUAUUGAUGACGAUGAUCCCAGAGUAGCCUGGGAAAUUGCACACCUCCCCGGCGUUGGCACUUACUCUUUGGAUAGCUGGCGGAUCUUCGGCCGGGACGAACUACGAGGGCUUGCACGGGACUGGAACGGAACAGGCGCACAGACAUCGGACUUUAUACCGGAAUGGAAAUCGGUUCUACCCCACGACAAGGAAUUGCGCGCAUAUUUGACCUGGAUGUGGCUCAAAGAGGGAUGGGUCUGGGACCGGGAGACGGGAGAGAGAACAAGGGCGAGCGAGAAGAUGAUGCGAGCGGCGCGGAGAGGAGGGGUGGCGCAUGAGGAGGAGGGGAAUUGGGUAUUGGAGAUGUCACCGGUGAAGAGGGUUGCGAAUGGGCUGACAUGA